Camelina sativa (false flax) is the source of this 2492-nucleotide messenger RNA. RefSeq names its product (E,E)-geranyllinalool synthase-like. Lineage: Eukaryota; Viridiplantae; Streptophyta; Magnoliopsida; Brassicales; Brassicaceae. Gene Ontology annotation, biological process: diterpenoid biosynthetic process. The record is from RefSeq and is a predicted model, not a curated record. Gene Ontology annotation, molecular function: magnesium ion binding; terpene synthase activity.
UUUGUUUUUUUUUGACAAAAGCUAAGACAUUUCAAGAAAGAAAGAAUCUAAAAACAAUGAAAUUCAAGAGUCAUUUUACUUCCGAUCUCUACUUUAUAGCUGAGGAGAUCAAGAGAGAUACAUUUGAAUUGGAUAACUUUAAUACGAAUCCUUACUCGUUUGUCUCGCCCUCAGCUUAUGACACAGCUUGGCUAGCCAUGAUUGAAGAUGACGAUACUCUACAACCAAUGUUUCAAGGUUAUGUAGAUUGGAUUCUGAACAAUCAGAAUGUUAUAGAAGGAUUAUGGGGGAGGCUCGGAGAUGAAAAUGGAGACGAAACACUCACUUCUACACUUGCAUGUGUUGUAGCACUUCGCAAAUGGAACAUUGGAAGUCUUCAUGUCCACAAAGGGAAGAGAUACAUAGAAAGAAGUAUGGAGAGUAUUAUUGGGAAAUAUACCAACCCUAACAUGAAGGGAUCUUGUCCUCGUUGGCUGGUUCUCAUGUUCACUGGACUCCUCGAGAUUGCUGAACAACUUGGCCUACGAUUUCUCUUCUCUACUCGAGCGAAACGAAUGAUAAAUAACUUGUUAUUCCAGCGUAAAAAGAUUCUCCAACGAGAAAAACUUGUGGAUGACCGUCACAAUCAGCAGUCCCUGCUCGCAUAUUUAGAAGUAUUGCCAUCUACGUUAUACGCCAAAAAUCAAAAAGACAUCAUUCAGAAACUUGGUGAUUCAGAUGGCUCUUUGUUUCAAUCACCCUCAGCAACUGCAGCAGCGUAUAUGCUCUCAAGAAAUACCCAGUGUCUGGCUUAUCUGAAAUCUCUCGUACAAAGAUGUCCCGAUGGAGUGCCACAAGUUUACCCACUGAGUGAAGAACUCAUCAAGCUCACUAUGGUCAAUAUAAUGGAUAACUUUGGUUUAGCAGAGUACUUUGGUGAAGAGAUCGAUCAUUUUAUCCUUCAAAUUUACAAGAACUACGAGGAGGAGAAUGUCGUGACAAUGCCCAUAAGUUCAAAAGUAGAUCAGUUGCACAAAGCCUCUCUGGAGUUUCGAAUGCUGAGAUUGAACGGCUAUGAUGUUUUACCUAGGAGCUUUUGCUGGUUCCUGAGUGAUGAAGAAAUCCGAGAUCAUCUAGAGACGAACACUGAAUGUUUAUUCUUUGUGAUGUUAAGUGUUUACAGAGCAACUGAUCUCAUGUUUCCAGGAGAGUGUGAACUGGAAGAAGCAAGAGAGUUUUCUCGGAAAUUUCUCAACAAAAGUCAUUUUAUUGAUGAACAAUUUGUGCCCAUUUUUCACAUUAAACAUGAAAUAAGUUCUCCAUGGAGGGCUCGACUCAAACAUCUUGAUCAUAGGAUGUGGAUUGAGGACAAGGACUCAAAUGCUUUCUCAGUUGGAAAAGCCUCUCUAAUCCGUAUAUCUAUCGACAAAUUUACUCAUCUCGCUCUGAGAAAUUUUGAACUUCGACAAGCUGUAUAUAGACAUGAGAUGGAGGACCUGAUUACGUGGGUAAAGAAAUCAGGACUUAAUGAUAUCGGAUUCGGAAGAGAGAAGACAACAUAUUGCUAUUUUGCAGCUUCAUCAAGCACUUCGUUACCUAUUAAAACCGCAACUAAUAUUCGUAAGCUAAUGGCAAAGAGUGGGAUCCUUAUUACAGUUGCUGAUGAUUUCUUUGACGAAGAAGGAUCUUUUGAUGAAUUGGGAGCACUUACUAAAGCUGUUAUAAGAUGGGAAGGAGAAGCGCUUAAAGGUUACGGCAAGAUCAUAUUCAAAGCACUUGAUGAUCUCGUAAAAGAGACUGCAGAAACUUGCCUUAAAGGUCACGGAACUGACAUAACAGACCAUCUACGCAACAUUUGGAGCGAAACAUUUGAGUCGUGGCUACGUGAAGCCAAUUGGAGUAAGAAGGGACACAUACCGUCGAUAGAAGAAUAUCUUCAAAAUGGAAUGAUCUCAAUCGCAGUACAUACCAUUGUUCUUCCUACUUUGUGUCUCAUUGAAUCUUGUUUUCCCCAGCACAAACUCAAGCCCGGAAAUUAUGAUGACAUAACAGCAUUGCUCAUGACCAUUACCCGACUCCUUAACGAUCUACAGAGUUACCAGAAGGAACAAGAACAACGCAAGAUCAACUCCGUUCUGCUCCACAUGAAAAGUCACUGCGGUUUGAAGAUAGAGGAUUCGAUUGCUUAUAUUGAAAAGAUAAUUGAUUCGAAGAGGAAAGAAUUUAUGGAGUAUGUCCUAAUGGAUAAAUUCAGUGAUUUGUCUAAACCGUGCAAAGAUAUUCACAUGUCUUUAUACAAAGUUUUUGAGAUGUUCUUCAACAAAAAGAAUCGCUAUGAUUCGGACACGGAGAUGCUUGAAGACAUUAAGAAGGCUCUUUACGAUCCCAUCAACUUGGAAAUAAUUAGUACUCUCCGAGAUUUAUCCAACGUUUAAUCGAAUUUCUUAAUUAAUCUAAAUUUUAUGAAUGUAUUCAGUACUGAAUAGUCUUCAUAAUGAUACAUGCAUCAUGUA